AUGAAUCUGUCCAAAAUUAUUUCCUGCGACCCUGAUUCGAUGACCGGCCUGAAUGGCAGGCUCCCUUCGGUACCAACCAACGGCCCCAUUAGACUGGCGGGUAUCAUUCAUGGAACGUCCACGUACUGGGAUAGAGUGCUAGAUGGAGCCAAUGACGCCGCUAAUCUGACCGGUGUUGAGGUAGACUGGUUCUUGCCCGAGAACAAUACUUUUAAUCCUACCAUUAUGGCCAAUCAGAUCCAUGCCGCCGCCAAUUCGAGACUAUACGAUGGCCUUUUCUUGACCAUCCCUAACGCCGAAGUCGCCGCCUCCGUGAUGCGGGUCACCAGGGAGCAAGUAGGGAUGCCGGUCGUGGUUAUCAAUGUGGGUGAACAGACCGCAAGUCAGCUGGGCUACUUGUCCGUCCUUCAGAAUGAUACUUUCGCUGGCGAAAAGCUUGGGUAUGCCCUUUACGACCGAGGCGCCAGGAACUUUUUAUGCAUCAGUCCCACUCAGACGGUCCAGUCUCUGAACGAUCGAUGUGCAGGAGUCAUGCGAGCUUUCACCAAUCGUGGAAUCACGUUUGAGGAAGGCUCUGCUUUCAACAAAACCAUCUUCACUGGACCGACCAACAUCAAUACACCGGCAAACCUCGACAGGAUCAGGAAUUAUCUGCGGAAUAAGACAUCCGUCGACGCGAUCAUCAGUAUGAGCAUUGUGGUCAUGCCACUCGCCUUGGAGGCCUCAGUUUUACCGCGCAAUGUCACUGUGACUCCAGCGGUCGGUAGGACAGGGAACUAUUGGGUCGGCACGUUUGAUCUGGAUGACACUGUCGUCGCGAAUGUCAAAUCGGGUGCAAUCGCCGUUGCUGUUUCCCAGACACCUUAUCUCCAGGGAGCCAUUCCAGUCAUUGAGCUCUUCCUCCAGGUCGCCACAGGACAGAAACUGGUGGAGCCCGUUAUAACCACAGGACCCAACUUGCUGACAGCAGAGACGAUUGAACACGAGUACCAUCUGGAUAUGACCGCCAGCCUCCAGGACUUUGCCAAAGCGCAGAAAACGGUCGUCGUCCUCAACCGCGACAUCCCGCUCGAAUCCACCCGGUGGAAUGAAGCGCUAGGAGGAUUGGUCCAGUCGGCCUCCAUGCUUGGAUAUGAUACCGUAUCAGCAACCUCAAUGGGUCAGCUCAACACAAUUCACGCAGAUCUAAAGAAGAGCCAGACCAGCGUUUCUUCUUCCGUCAACUAUGGACCUUACAGUGGCGUUCAGGGCGUCGUGGUCUCUCUCGCGGACACAACGCAGUACGAUGAGCUCAUGAACAACACUGCGACUCUCGGUGCGGACAUGCCUGUCAUUGGCCUGGGCAGUGUGUCAAACACGACCGUACUUCAGAAUAGGACUGUCUGGCUUGGACCGAGUGACGAGGCCAUGGGAUCGACCAUCAUCAAGGAGCUCUUCAGCAGCAGUUACAGCGUCCCUCUGUGUCUUGUGGAAGAGAACGGUCCUUGGUGGCAAUACAAACACUGCGAACAGCUGUACAACACCCUAGUCCAUAUGUACGGAAUGGGCCGAGUGGGCUCAAAAGACAACAUGAUUCUUAUCAUCCAGGCGAAUGCGGUUGACCUCGCCUACAACAUGACUGGCUCGCUUGCAGGAGACCUCGACAUCAACGGCGACCUUCGACUUGAGCACCAAGCAUCCGCCCAGGCGGCUACGGGCAACAGUGAUACAGCACCAAGCAGGAACGCAACACAGCAGAUCCUGGACGCUUUUGGACCUUCGGCUGUCGUGGCUUAUGAUUCCAUCAUCUGCACCUCGUUGGCCUUGUACGCCAAGGUCGACGAGGUCUACAAUGACCUCACUAAUCUGCGACGGAACUCUGGAGAGUCGAUGGGGCCCGCAUUGAAGAGGAAUGCGUCCACGUUCGCCGCCCUUCCCUCUUUGUCCAAGAUGUCCAGUGACCCGAACACCCCUGGCGUCUUUGUCCUCGGCCUGUCGCCCAAAGACCUGUUCUCUCUGGCGCGCGACGAACUAGUCACCGGUAUUCUAAACCCGCAGCAGUAUCUCCAAGGCUUCCACUCCAUCCUGAGUCUGACGUCCCGCAUGAUGUUCCCAAGCCGAGCGACAGUCUUUAACCAGUUUUUUAAUACGGGCCCUGUUGCGAUGGACUACGCCUGUUCCGCAGGCAGCUUUUACUCCUCAUUCAACCAAACCCCGGUUGAUCUCGGGUCGAUUUACGGUUAUGUCGGUGCCAAUCUUGCAGCUCUGGCGUCUGACCCUGGUCUGACUGGAUUAGCAGGCGCUACAUCCAUGCUUUGCUUGGACGCCCAAAACCGUGUCCUUGUCCAGUCCAUGUGCACGCGCUGUGCGAAGGGCAAAUACAGUAACAGCACAGACUCUAGUGAGUGCACAUCCUGUCCUUCUGGUCAAGUCACUUUGGGCAUCGGUCAAACGCAAUGCGAGAUCUGUGAAGGCGAGGAGUGUUCAGGUUCCUCGGGAAUGAGUAUCACGACUCUCUUGCUUGCAGUGCUUAUCCCUGUCUGUGUGACCAUUGCCUCAGUUGUGGCCGUGUAUUGCCUGUGGGUCCGCCGCAAAAAAUCCAUCAACCUCAAGAAGUUGAACGACGACUCUUGGCAGCUGGAUCUUGCCAAGCUCCUUUACAGCGGCAUUGGAGGCGAACCUGAUGGCACAUUUGGUCCUCCUCGCAUGGAUGGAGGUGAUGGUGGUGGCGAGGAAGGAAGCACCACCAACAGUCACAGCCUCAGCAAGAGGAUCAGGAAUAACUACAACAAUAUCAUUCUCCCAGCCAUCACGGUCGGCAGUGGAUCGUCCCAGAAUACACCGUCAGCUACGCGACAGCUCUCCAUUUCGGAAUCCCAGGACGCACCGGAUAUCCCUCGCAGCGGCAGUCGUGCCGGAUCGGCCAGUAUUAGUGCACGAUCCGGUUCAACUAACACCAAGGGCAUGCAGGGACAUAGCAACAGCCAGUUCUCCCUGGUGAUGAACCGCGGGUCUUCGGCUGUAGGCACAUGGAGGAGUAUGCCCGUUUUCAUCAAGAAGAUUGGAUCGAGGAAAGUCACUGUCAACGCAGAACUUCGCAAAGAGAUCUUCAACAUGCGUGAACUUCGCCACCCCAAGCUUGUCGAAUUUGUCGGUGUCUGCCUUGCCCAGCCCAACAUUUGCAUCGUCACAGAACUCGUGCCCAAAGGAACAUUGGCGUCAAUUUUGGCCAACACCGACCACAAGUUCACUUGGCUGUUCAAGUUUAACUUUAUGCAAGAUCUUUGCAGAGGCAUGGAGUUUUUGCACAUGUCCAAGAUUGCCUUCCACGGACGUCUCACAAGUAUGAAUUGCCUGAUCUCAUCCCGGUGGGAGCUCAAGAUUGCGGGUUAUGGUCUGAGCGAGCUCUACAGGUCGCAGCAAGAAGGAUCAGAAGUCAACCAGUUUAAUAAUCUGGCUCAGACCACACAGUCUACUUCUUCGUCCAACCAGCAGCGCAGUAUUGGAUCAGGAUCAGGAUUCGGCGGGUUCCGUCCUAGGGCGUCUGACUCGGAUCGAUCCCAACACCUCAACCAACAUCUCCAACAACAGCAGGGCAUCUAUGACCUUGGUUACGAGGCGCCUUCUCCUAAGAUCCGCGACUUGACUGAUACCAUGGACAAGGAGGAGCGUGCGUUUUAUGGGCAGGAGAACGCUACUGCUGCUGGUGCUGGGACACCUAUCACAGCUACUUCGACAGCAGUUUCUCCUCGACUCCACCACAGACACGGCAGCUCCCGCAAUGGUUCUAUUUACCCGGCUGCACCCCCAUCCCACAGCGGCAUAUCGUCUAUGGCCGAACAUUCGGGCAUUGAUUACAGCACUGACUCGACGCCCUUGCUCUGGACAGCUCCCGAAUGUCUACAGCUUGACAAGAAUGGCGACUAUGAGGCCAUCGGCAGCCAACGUGGCGAUCAUUAUAGUGCUGGAAUCAUCUUCAACGAAAUCUUGACGCGCAAUUUGCCUUACCAUGACUACAACGACGACGCUAACGUGUUGGAUAUGGUCAAGGAUCAAGACUUCCGCCCAACUUUUAUGGCCCCCACUGACGGUACCUUCACUGAGGAGGAUCGUGAGAACCUGGAGCAGAUGAACCAACUGAUCCGACUAUGUCUGUCAAAGGACCCCAGCAGCCGCCCCCACUUCACGGCCAUGCUGACUCGUAUCAACGACAUCAACCCCCACAAGUCGAGCGACUUUAUCAGCAGUAUGUCUGCCAUGCUGGAGAAGUAUGGUAACGACAUGGAGGAACUGGUCAGGGACAGAACCCGCAACCUGCAUGAGAGAACCGUUCAACUCGAGGCGGAGAAGGCGAGAACCAAUCGGUUGGUCGUCGAUCUCCGAAAGGCCAAGGAGGGUGCAGAGGCAGCAGCAACAGCAAAGUCGAACUUUUUGGCCAACAUGUCCCACGAGAUCAGAACGCCCAUGAACGCCGUCAUCGGAAUGUCGCGAAUUCUGCUGGACUCCAAGCUCAACCCGGAGCUAGCAGAGUGCGCCGAGACUAUUGAGUCGUCCGGAAAUCAACUGAUGACUGUCAUUGACGAUAUCCUGGACUUUUCAAAGAUCGAGUCUGGCAACCUCAAACUGGAGCGUCGUCUUCUGGAUCUCAGCUUUGUUAUGGAGUCCGCUGUCAACCUCAUCAGCUCCCAGGCGUCUAACAAGGACCUCAGUCUCAUCUAUGAAAUUGACCGCAACUGCCCCGUCGAGAUCAUGGGCGAUGUCACACGAAUCCGACAGAUCCUUUUGAACCUGAUGAGUAACGCCGUCAAGUUCACCAAGGAGGGUGUUAUCCAUGUCUCGGUCGCUGUCGAGACUCAACCCGAAGUCCGAUUUGAGGGUGAGGAGACCAUCAACGGCGCCGGAAACAGCAGGACAACUACGGCUACCGCAGCGGACCCCACACGAUUGAUGCCUCCAGGAAGCGGCGGUAGUAACAAGAAGCCCUCCAGGAAGGCCACCGCAACAGAAACCUCAGCAACACCACCUGCAGUCAUCAGUGAGGAGGAGACCCAAGCAGAUUUGCUGGAGUCUGUACCAUUAUCAGAUGCAGCAGAUAUGGGCCGUACAAGCUCCGGAACCCUGAUCCCUCCCCAGACCAAACCCAUCAAGUUGGUCUUCGCCGUCAAGGACACAGGUGUUGGUAUCCCAGCCGAUCGCUUCGACAAGCUCUUCACCAGCUUCUCUCAAGUGGACGAAAGCACAACUCGCGAGUAUGGAGGAACGGGUUUGGGUCUGGCAAUCAGCAAACGCCUUAGUGAGUUGAUGGGUGGAAGCAUGUGGGUCAAAAGCACUCCCAACGUCGGCUCAACCUUUUCCUUCAAUAUUGUCCUCGACAGCCCUGUUGGAUGUCCCUCGUACGGUCAGCAAUUUGAGCUCUCCAAGCUAGCGGACAAGAAGCUGGUGAUUGUUCAGGACUGCCCCAAGGGACAGGAGGAGUGGAGGCGACGCACGCAGGCCUGGAACAUGAAUAACGUCAAGAUCCUGGGAAGUGACCAAAUCUUGCCCUACCUCCGAGACGACCAGGAGUCCAACGAGAGCGACAAUGUUGUCUCAAGUACGUCUAUGGCCAAGGCUUUGACACGCGAGGCUCUCCAAGCGAAGGUCGAGGCACUGAUUAUCGAGACUGAGCUCCAGGGACUGGUCUCAGCUACUCCCGAAGGCAUCUUGAACGCCAUUCAGCGAUCAGCAGUCGUAACGACCCAUCUUUCUGGUCCUAACCGAAAGUCAGCUCUGAACAGACGCCGGGCGUCGAUCAAGGCCGCCUCCAUUUCUUCAGGCACUGGAGAUCUCAGUGGGACUGUCUCCCCGACUGCCCUGCCCCUGAUCCCCGUCAUUAUCUUUAAGAAUAUGAGAGACGUCCGCACUGCGGCAUCUGUCUCGUCCUCGUACCACGGCCAUGCUCGUAGAGACGCCUCAAGGUGGAGUGGAGAGAGAAUCUCGAGCAGUGAUACUGGGGAUGAGGAAGCUGUGUCGACAAGCUCUGGCUCGAUCCACCACCGACUUGACCCCCAGGGCCGAUGGAAGAUCUAUGGUGACCUGUCUCAACAGCCACAACAGCAACAACAGCAACAGUCCAAGUAUGUUGGUGCUUCCACGUCUUCUUUGCCCUCGGAGAGGUCCUCUCCUCCGUUUGCACAUAACGGAGUCGAGGGUGGUUCUCAGACCGGUCGACUGACUUACACAACCGGCCCUGGCAGUCUGCUGACACCUCAUACCCAGGCGACGAUCUAUGAGCACAGCAUCAGCAGCGUCGACCACCUCUCAACCAACGUCCCUUCACCCGCACCUUCCCUCGGCCGUACUGGAUACUUUAGCAACAGCGACAACGAGUCAGUCACGACGACCAGUCCACCUUUGCCUUAUCAAGGAAACGAAGGAGUUGGCGGCUCCAUGUCUUAUCAUCACCGUCGGGUGAUGCAGUAUGGAGGCUACAACGGCAUGGGCAUCUUUACCACGCCGGUUUACUUUACCAAACCCAUUCGUCACUCCAAGGUGCUGCAGGCGCUUGGCGAGGAACCCAUCCUCUUUGAUCCUCGAGACUUUGAGGAAGAAGAAGACGAGGAUGACUAUAACGACAUUGAUGAGGAGGAUGAGAUUGAGGACGAGGAGGACCAUGUCAAGAUCGAGGACGCCUCGGUUCCGACCAACGACAACCCGACCCUCUUCAAAGACGCCCUUCGUGCCACUGCCUCUGCGAACCCCAUGGCUCUUCUCCCGCUCAUGCCCUUGGCCAUGAAGAGGCAACAGCAGCAACAAAUGCCACGGGCAGAUUCCACGGAGCCGUAUUUCGUUGAUCCCAUCCAGCCGAAUGAGCAGCCAGUCCCAGGUCAGGGUCAGUUCUUCCCGGCCAAUACCCUCAAGAUGCCCAUGGGCGGCGACAAGACAUUCAUCGACUCUGUGGAUCCCACAAGUACUGUGGUGAUUGAUAUCCCUUCUGAUGAUAGCAGCGGUAUCGCGCCGAUGGCUUCGGGACCUGCCCCUACAGUCACCACAAGAUCAAGACAAACCUCGACUGGGUCGACAAGCGGGCCGGAGAUCAAGUUCCUGGAUCAACCCCCGCCUCAACCAGAGCCCCGCUCUCGUUCCAACGAGAACAAUGAAACCAUGAUGACCUUGAGCCCGCAGCAACAGCAACCCGUACCCAAGCGACUCCUCCCAGGCACGCCCAAGCGUAGGUCCAUCGCAGCCAUGAAUAUGUCGAGCCCCAGGUCAUCGAUCAUGUCCCCCACAGGAUCUGAGCCUGGAAUCACCACACCUCGAACUGUCGGCAUGAACGCGGCGACAGGAGGCAAUGGCGGAGGAAGUGCCUACUCGUCACCAGCGAUGGCAGCAGUCGCGGCAGCGUCUUCGUCGACUGCGCGUAAGAUGGCCAAGAUCAAGGUCCUGGUGGUCGAUGAUAACCCGGUCAACCUCAAGGUCGUCUGCAAGAUGCUGGGCCGACUCGGAGUGGAACCAGAUCUCGCCAACAACGGACAAGAAGCUGUUGAACUGAUUGAGAAGAAGAUUGCUCUCCUUUCUCUGCAGCUUGAAGGCUCAUCUGCAACUGCUCCAGUUGACGGUAACGAGGCUGCACCCUUGCCCUUGGCGUUGCCCUCGCCUCUCGAACACUCACUCUCAGAGUCGAACGUGCAACUGCAGAGACCAAUUUUGGUGUCGAAAGCUGGAACUCAGCAACGAGUCCAGUAUUCGGAUUCGGGCAGCGCGACUAGCAGUACUCAUGGUGUCGAUUCCGGACUGGGUCUCCUCACUGAUACUGACGAUCAACUCAAUGUACCUCACCCACCUCGUGUUGCUUCUUCAAACUCCACCAUGAUCGCCGACCUCGCGUUCGAGUCCCUCAACUCAAUCUCUUCCGACCUCCCCGCAACCACAACCACCUCCGCCCCCCAAAAGUCAGCCGGUCCCGGUCCUCAUAUAGUCCCCUACGACCUGAUCUUUAUGGACAUCUGGAUGCCCAAGAUGAACGGCCUCGACGCCUCCGGCUACAUCCGCAAGAAUCUCUCUGGCAACACCCCCGACCGCCCCUACAUCAUCGCAAUGACCGCAUGUGUGAUGCCAGGAGACCGUGAGAAGUGUAUCGCCUCGGGCAUGAACGAUUACAUCUCGAAACCGCUUCGGAAGGAAGAAUUGGAGCAGUGCCUGAGAUUGUUUACGAACCAUUACUCGAAGCAUUCUCGUUCUCGGUCAUCGUCUUCGGCGAAUAGAGGUUGA
Linnemannia hyalina is the source of this 8229-nucleotide messenger RNA. The record is from the annotation of a GenBank genome assembly. NCBI's taxonomy places the organism in Eukaryota, Fungi, Mortierellomycota, Mortierellomycetes, Mortierellales, Mortierellaceae.